Acytostelium subglobosum LB1 is the source of this 2181-nucleotide messenger RNA. RefSeq lists its product as hypothetical. Gene Ontology annotation, molecular function: protein binding. Lineage: Eukaryota; Evosea; Eumycetozoa; Acytosteliales; Acytosteliaceae. The record is from RefSeq and is a predicted model, not a curated record. The transcript has 3 exons. The coding region runs from base 1 to 2181 and encodes 726 amino acids.
AUGGAUGAUCAACAAGAUAAUGGACCAAACUCUGCAUAUUCAAUGCCAAAGAUUAUCGACUAUCUCCAAUAUGAAUGGUUCAGAUAUGAAGUGGAUCGUUCACAUUGGGUAUCAGAGAAAGCUGAUCUGAUCUCACGCAUUACACAAUUGGAAGCAGAGAGGAAUACACAGGAGACUAUAAAGAAUGACCUGUUUAAAAGAGUUAAGAUGUUGGAGUAUGCACUCUCACAAGAGAGAGCAAAGAACACUGGUGAGGCUGUCGUGCCACCUCCCAAGGAUUCAUCAGAGGAGCAACAAUCACAACAUAGAAAGAAGCCAAGCAAGGCAAGCAUCACAAGAUCAUUGAUCAAGAAGUAUUUGAAAGAUAUGAACUAUAAUGAUAUAUUGGUGUCAAAGCCCGAUCUGACCAUCGAGCAAUAUGAGCCUAAUGGAGAGGCUCACAUGGAUACAGAGGACGUCCCAACCAUGUUGAACUUGACAGACAUGAAGCAACAGCAACAGCUCAAGCAACACUUACAACAACAGAAGCGACAACAACAGCAACAGAAUGAGGCCGCGCAACAAACUGAACCAGUACCAACAUUUGGAUCGAAUGACAACAACAACAAUGCGACCGAGUUGCCAAACUUGAACACUGGCGACUACUCAUUGUCAGACUUGACAAACUCGCUCGAUGCACUCUCCAGCGACAUGGCCUCGCUGGACUCAAUGUCAAAUGGCGGUUCAUUUGACUUCUCCUCGAUCGAGGGUCUUCAGCAAAACCUCGACGAUCUGCAGUUGCCCAAGUCCGAGGAGGGCAGCGACAUGUUCUCAUCGGUCAUCAACAUGCCACAACAUCAGGCCGCAGCAGACGGCAACAACGGCAUGGAGAGCAGCAGCAUCAACACGGUCAACCACAAGCCAACAGGUAGCAUGGAUGGUGGAAACGAGCCAUCGUUCGACUCGUGGAACGAAGACUUCUUCAACAAGCUGUCACACAACUCCAAGGGCAGGAUGAAGCUGAAGGGUCUGAGCAUGGGCGACGGCGCCGCUGGCAAGUCAAAGAAGGGCGCGGUCGAGAAGAGCGUCACACCCACCGGCAGCAUGGGCAGGAAGAAGGGGCUGGCCGCUGACCUCAUGGGCAUCGGUGUGGCUGAGCUCAACGACAUCAAGCUGGAGGACAACUCCAAGCUGCAGAACGACUCGGCGCCCCGUCAAUGGCGCUUCAAGCACACACUCAAGUCGCACUUUGAUGGCGUGCGCUCACUCCAGUUCCACCCGACCGAGCCUCUGUUGGUAUCUGCGAGCGAGGACAACACAUUGAAGAUAUGGAACCUCAACCAUCUGUCUGUGGCCACGACCAAGAAGGCUGGAUCGAUGCCCGACGUGGAGCCGCUGCACACCUUCCGCGGCCACACCGGACCCGUGUUCACAACCGUGCUGUCAGAGAAUGGCAGCCACCUGUACAGUGCUGGCUUCGACGGGGUGAUCAAGCGUUGGACGAUGCCCUCUGGCGACGCCGACCUCUAUCACCGUUACGGACGCCUGGAGAACUACUUGGACCGCGAGUUUGACGGUCACGCUGACGGCAUCUGGGACCUGCAACUGGUGGGAAGGAGCAACCUGGCGUCGGCCUCGUCCGACGGCACCGUGUGCAUCUGGGACGUCAACUCUGGUGCCUUGUGCUCCAAGCUCACGCACCCCAACGGACUGUCCGUCGCCCCAACAUCCAUGUCACUGCCAGCGACCGAGAGUGCGCAGCGUCUGCUCGUGGCCUACAAUGAUGGAUCUGUACUUCUAUACGAUAUCGAGAGCGGACGCGUUGUCUCGGAGCUGCGACCAAGCAAUGAGGCGCAGGUCAACAAGGUGGUCACUCACAACCUGAUGCCACUGGCCAUCACAGGCAGCGAAGACCACAAGAUUGAGUUCUGGGACCUCGUCUCGAACCAGACAGUGCACUCGAUGGUGGCACACUCUGACGCGAUCACUUCACUGACGAUCGACCCCAGCGGCCUGUACGUGGCCAGUUGCAGUCACGACAGCACCAUCAGGUUCUGGGACAUCUCCUCCAAGACUUGCGCACAGGACCUCAUAUCACAUCGACCCAAGUACAAUGAGUCAAUCCACACGAUCAAAUAUCAUCCAACCAAGGGAUACUUUGCAUCUGGUGGUGCCGAUGCUGUUAUCAGGAUACAUCAAUAG